Molecule: messenger RNA, 961 nt
Organism: Neolamprologus brichardi
Lineage: Eukaryota; Metazoa; Chordata; Actinopteri; Cichliformes; Cichlidae
Gene: hscb
Product: HscB mitochondrial iron-sulfur cluster cochaperone
Biological process (GO): protein complex oligomerization; [2Fe-2S] cluster assembly
Cellular component (GO): mitochondrion
Molecular function (GO): protein-folding chaperone binding; ATPase activator activity
Source: RefSeq, a predicted model, not a curated record
UCCGCUUCACCCAGGAAUUUCUGCACAAGUCAAAUUAAAUUGAACUGUUGGAACUGUAAGCAUCUUCUUGACAAAAGACCUGCAUUUUUCUGCGUGUCAUGCAAAGCAGUGCAGCCCCCAGUAGAAGGGACAUCCUACUUCAAGAUCAUGGAUUGUGACUACACAUUCACACUGGACACACAAAAGCUGCAGAAAACAUACUUGCAGCUCCAGCGGUCUCUUCAUCCAGACAACUUCAGCCAGAAAUCUGUGAAAGAACAGGAGUAUUCAGAAAGGCAGUCUGCUCUCGUUAACAAAGCAUACCGCACUCUGCUUAAGCCUUUGAGUCGUGGUCUUUAUAUGCUGGAACUAGAGGGAAUGAAUAUAGAAGAGGGCACAGACUCUGGAGCUGAUUCAAAUUUUCUAAUCAAGCUAAUGGAGAUUAAUGAGGCCCUCGAUGAAGCACAGACUCCAGAAGAGGCCAUUAUGAUUGGCCGAGAUAUAAAAGGAAAACUGGCAGACUUGACAGUGCAUAUAGAUGCUGCUCUUCGUAAAGGAGAGCUACAGGCUGCCAAAGCAAUACUUGUCCACAUGAAAUACUAUGCAAACAUUGAAGAGAAAGUAAAGGAAAAACUUUCAGAAUUCCUGUAGUUUUCUCACUAUUUAAACCACUUUAUGAAACAUUUUUGACACUUUAAAAAAUUCUAUACAGAACAGCACAAUCUAUUGUACAUUUAUCUUGGGAGCAUGUAAUGCUAUUUUUAAAGCUAAAUAAUAAAACUUUACUUGUAAUGCAUUAUCUACAGUUGCAUUAAUGGUAAUAAUUGCUUUUUUUCAAAUGAAAAACUAUAGAUAUGUAUCUGUAAUUGGAUGAGUACAAUAUCUCCCUUAAAUUCCGCUAAUUUCACAAGCCUAAUCGUAUCAACUUGUACCUAAUAUGUCAUUAAAUAUGACAGAGAUCUAUAAUUGGCUCUGAUUAAAA